AUGGCGGUACCUACCUCGUUGCGGAGAGCUGUGCUCGCCGGAAUCCUCAUCAUCGCCCUCUUCCUCUUCCUCAGGCCUUCCUCUCCAUCUGCGCCCGACCCUCCGUCCUAUCAAGGAACUCCAGAUCCAAGAGAACAACCUACUCGAGCCUACCCUCCUCCCCAAUCGCCCAAGAAACCCCAAGUGGACCAAACAUCCAUUCAAGACAUUGCUUCCAAGCCCUUGAGAGAAAGAUUAAAAUUUCACUUUCCCUAUGAUGUGGAAUCCAAGUUUCCUGCCUACAUCUGGCAAACGUGGAAGGCAGGACCCGACUCGGGCAACUUUGAAGACAGGUUGAGGCCAUUUGAGGCAUCUUGGUCGACCCUGCAUCCUGGCUUUGUGCACGAAGUCAUCACGGACGAGGCCGCGUUGCACCUCAUCAACUAUCUUUUCGCCUCAGUACCGGAGAUCAUGCAGGCAUACGAAGCGAUGCCCCUGCCGGUUCUGAAGGCGGAUUUUUUUCGAUAUUUGAUCCUCUUGGCUAGAGGCGGCAUCUACAGCGACAUCGACACCAAAGCACUUCAAAGUGCUGCAGAUUGGCUCCCCGAAAAACUCGAUCGGUCUACGGUGGGUUUGGUGAUUGGUAUUGAAGCAGAUCCAGACAGACCGGAUUGGAAAGAUUGGUAUGCUAGGAGAAUACAGUUUUGUCAAUGGACCAUCCAGUCUAAACCGGGCCACCCAGCUCUAAGGGAAAUUGUGGCAACCAUCACUGAAGAUACUCUCGCUAUGAAAAGAGCUGGCAGCCUGAGAAUGGGACGAGCGCCGAAGAAGUCGAUCAUGGAAUAUACCGGACCCGGUGUCUGGACCGACACCAUCUUUUCCUACCUGAACAACCGAGAAUACUUCGAUUUCAGCUCGCGGAAGUCCAACGUGACCUAUUCGGAUUUCUUCAACGUGCGGGAGCACAAGAAAAUUGGCGAUGUGAUUGUGCUCCCAAUCACCAGUUUCAGCCCAGGGGUUGGGCAGAUGGGAUCGGAAGGACCGGAGCAUCCGAUGGCCUUUGUAAAACAUGAGUUUGAUGGAUCUUGGAAACCUGCAGAUGAACGGAUGUAG
Messenger RNA from Exophiala bonariae, 1092 nucleotides. RefSeq lists its product as uncharacterized. Gene Ontology annotation, biological process: protein N-linked glycosylation. The transcript has 2 exons. Lineage: Eukaryota; Fungi; Ascomycota; Eurotiomycetes; Chaetothyriales; Herpotrichiellaceae. Gene Ontology annotation, cellular component: mannan polymerase complex. Gene Ontology annotation, molecular function: alpha-1,6-mannosyltransferase activity. The record is from RefSeq and is a predicted model, not a curated record. Bases 1 to 1092 code for a protein of 363 amino acids.